ACAGCGCUCGCGCUGCUCUCCGCGCUCUCUACGGCCGACUGGGGAUGACGGCGGGCAGGAAGACACCGCAGCCAAAGGGACUCGGACGCGCUGCUUCACCGGCUCUCCUCAGUCUGCCCCCCACAUUUUUGUUUUGAUUUUUAUGGCUUUUUUCCGUCUCUUUCUUCCCUUCCUCCCGGUUUCAGGAGAGCCGAGGAAACCCUCAAAAUAAGAAAGGAAGUGGCCCCGAAGCUUGGAAGCUCCGCAGCCAGCCGGUCCGGAGCAGCCAGGGGGCGGGAGGGGGUGCGCACCAGUUGCCCGCUUGAUGCGCGAUACCUUUUUUUACUUUUCUUGGUGCAACGACCUUGGCUACAUUUGGGUUUUCCUCCCUUCCCCGUAUUGGCUGAAUCUCCACUACCUAGCUUUUUAAUUUUAUUUCAUUUUUUCCCCUUUCUUUUUCUUUACUCCCCUCUUUCCGGAGCACAAAUCCAAACAUUUUCCAAACCAACAAAGAAAAGUUAGCACGCUGGCACCGCGGCUCGGACAGGCUGGCGCUGCUUCUGGUCCCCCUGCCUCCGACACUUGACUCAACCUUGCAAGCAAGUGUGUGUGUGUGUCCCCAUCCCCCCGCCCCGGUAACUUCCCUGGCGAAUAACAAAUACCCAUAAAGUCCCUGUCGCGCAGCCCCUCCCCGCGGGCAGCGCACUAUGCGGCUCGGGUGGGCGUCCCUGCUGCUGUGCGCGUUCCGCCUGUCCCUGGCUGCGGCCAGCCGGGCUGAGGCACCUGCCCAGGAUAAAGCCCAGCAGUCUCCGGUUGCUGCAGCGGCAGCCCAGCCCCGCGAGCGGCAGGGGGAGGAGGCGCAGGAGCGGUUCGAGCCUCUGGGCCAUCCAUACCCCCUGGCGCUGCAGCGCAGGAGCAGCGGGCUUGUGCAGAACAUCGACCAACUCUACUCCGGCGGCGGAAAGGUGGGCUACCUCGUUUAUGGGGGCGGCCGAAGAUUUCUCCUGGACUUGGAGAGGGAUGGUUCGGUGGGCACUUCUGGCUUCGUGCCCGCAGGAGGCGGGCUAAGCGCACCUCGGCGCCACCGUAGCCACUGCUUUUACAGGGGCACCGUGGACGGCAGUCCUCGCUCCCUGGCUGUUUUUGACCUGUGUGGGGGUCUUGACGGCUUCUUCGCGGUCAAGCACGCGCGCUACACCUUAAAGCCUCUACUGCGGGGACCAUGGCCUGAGGGAGAAACCGGGCGCGUGUACGGGGAUGGGUCAGCACGGGUCCUUCACGUCUACACCCGUGAAGGUUUCAGCUUCGAAGCCCUGCCGCCACGCGCCAGCUGUGAGACCCCAGCGUCCCGGCCGGGCGUCCACCAGCGCCUCCAGCUUCGUAGUAGUCCAGACCGACACACUGCGCUGGCCUCGAAGCUCAGGGACCAGUCCGCUCUCUUGCCUGUGGGGGACCCAGGACCUCAGACCUGGUGGCGGCGUAGGCGCCGCUCCAUCUCCCGGGCCCGCCAGGUGGAGCUGCUCCUGGUGGCGGAUGCGUCUAUGGCGCGGAUGUAUGGCCGGGGCCUGCAGCAUUACCUGCUGACCCUGGCCUCAAUUGCCAACAGACUGUACAGCCAUGCCAGCAUCGAGAACCACAUCCGCCUGGUGGUGGUGAAGGUGGUGGUGCUGGGAGACAAGGACAAGAGCUUGGAAGUGAGCAAGAACGCAGCCACCACACUCAAGAACUUUUGCAAAUGGCAGCACCAGCACAACCAGCUGGAAGAUGACCACGAGGAGCACUAUGAUGCGGCCAUCCUGUUCACCAGGGAGGAUUUAUGUGGGCAUCAUUCAUGUGACACCCUGGGAAUGGCAGACGUGGGGACCAUAUGUUCUCCGGAGCGCAGCUGCGCUGUGAUUGAAGACGAUGGCCUCCACGCAGCUUUCACCGUGGCUCACGAAAUUGGACAUCUACUUGGCCUCUCCCAUGACGAUUCCAAAUUCUGUGAAGAGAACUUUGGUUCCACAGAAGAUAAGCGCUUAAUGUCUUCCAUCCUAACCAGCAUUGAUGCAUCCAAGCCCUGGUCCAAAUGUACCUCAGCCACCAUCACAGAAUUCCUGGAUGACGGCCAUGGUAACUGUUUGCUAGACAUACCACGCAAGCAAAUCCAGGGCCCUGAGGAACUCCCAGGACAGACCUACGAUGCCACCCAGCAGUGCAACCUGACAUUCGGCCCCGAGUACUCAGUGUGUCCUGGCAUGGACGUCUGUGCCCGCCUGUGGUGUGCCGUGGUGCGCCAGGGCCAGAUGGUGUGUCUGACCAAGAAGCUGCCGGCUGUGGAAGGGACACCCUGUGGGAAGGGGAGAAUCUGCCUGCAGGGCAAGUGUGUGGACAAAACCAAGAAAAAAUACUAUUCAACAUCAAGCCAUGGCAACUGGGGGUCCUGGGGACCCUGGGGCCAGUGUUCUCGCUCAUGUGGGGGAGGAGUACAGUUUGCCUAUCGCCACUGCAACAAUCCUGCACCCAGAAACAGUGGCCGCUACUGCACAGGGAAGAGAGCCAUCUACCGCUCCUGCAGUGUGAUGCCCUGCCCACCUAAUGGUAAAUCUUUUCGUCAUGAGCAAUGUGAGGCCAAAAACGGCUACCAGUCUGAUGCAAAAGGAGUCAAAACAUUUGUAGAAUGGGUUCCCAAAUAUGCAGGCGUCCUGCCAGCAGACGUGUGCAAACUGACCUGCAGAGCCAAGGGCACUGGCUACUACGUGGUCUUUUCUCCAAAGGUGACCGAUGGGACUGAGUGCAGGCCCUACAGCAAUUCCGUCUGCGUGCGCGGGAAGUGUGUGCGCACGGGCUGUGACGGCAUCAUUGGCUCAAAACUGCAGUAUGACAAGUGCGGGGUGUGCGGAGGAGACAACUCCAGUUGUACAAAGGUUAUUGGGACCUUCAAUAAGAAAAGUAAAGGCUACACUGACGUUGUGCGGAUCCCUGAAGGGGCAACCCACAUAAAAGUCCGACAAUUCAAAGCCAAAGACCAGACUAGAUUCACUGCCUACUUAGCCCUGAAGAAGAAAAAUGGCGAGUACCUAAUCAAUGGAAAGUACAUGAUCUCCACUUCCGAGACAAUCAUCGACAUCAAUGGAACAGUCAUGAACUACAGUGGUUGGAGCCAGAGGGAUGAUUUCUUGCAUGGUAUGGGCUACUCAGCCACAAAGGAGAUCCUAAUAGUGCAGAUUCUUGCAACAGACCCAACAAAAGCUUUAGAUGUCCGCUAUAGUUUUUUUGUUCCCAAGAAGCCUACUCAAAAAGUAAACUCUGUCACUAGCCACGGCAGCAAUAAAGUGGGAUCACACCUUCCACAGCUACAGUGGGUGACAGGCCCCUGGCUUGCCUGCUCUAGGACCUGUGACACGGGCUGGCACACCAGGACUGUGCAGUGCCAGGAUGGAAACCGGAAGUUAGCCAAGGGAUGUCUUCUCUCUCAGAGGCCUUCUGCAUUUAAGCAAUGUCUGCUGAAGAAAUGUUAGCCUGUGGUAUGCUCUUAGGCACAAAGAUGACUGUAGGAUCCAUCACUGUGGUGAACAUGAGGUCUACCCAACGCACAGAAAGUCAUGCUUCAAUGUCAUUGUCACCAGGAGUUGAAUUAUGGGCAGAAUCUGCUCUCUGUGACCAAAAGAAGAUAUGCACUGCUUCAUGUGACAAUGGUAACCUUGGAAUAUAGGAAAAGUUUUUAGUUAUUGAACAUCCCCUGGACCUACAAGAAUGGAAAACACACUGAUGAAUGUAGAAUCAGGGGACGUUUGAAGAUGGCAGAACAGUCUCCCCCUUGUCACCUACCUCUUACAGAAUGUCUUCAAAGACAUCGUAAUCAUUUUCACCCAUGAUGCACAGUAGCUUAUUUUUACUGUUUGUAAAUACCUUCUUCCUUGGUAUGUCACUUUAUAUCACUUGGUUCUAUUAAAAUAU
This is a messenger RNA of Marmota flaviventris (yellow-bellied marmot), 3918 nucleotides long. It is a transcript of the gene Adamts5, whose product is annotated as ADAM metallopeptidase with thrombospondin type 1 motif 5. Gene Ontology annotation, biological process: proteolysis; extracellular matrix organization. NCBI's taxonomy places the organism in Eukaryota, Metazoa, Chordata, Mammalia, Rodentia, Sciuridae. Gene Ontology annotation, molecular function: zinc ion binding; metalloendopeptidase activity. The record is from RefSeq and is a predicted model, not a curated record.